Messenger RNA from Chlamydomonas reinhardtii, 1412 nucleotides. RefSeq lists its product as uncharacterized. Lineage: Eukaryota; Viridiplantae; Chlorophyta; Chlorophyceae; Chlamydomonadales; Chlamydomonadaceae. Bases 257 to 724 code for a protein of 155 amino acids. The record is from RefSeq and is a predicted model, not a curated record. The transcript has 3 exons.
AUUUUAACGCAGGACCGUCACGCAAUUGCUUUCGGAGGGAUGACAAAAGGCGGGAAGCUUGCAACCGUCGGUCGCAAUGUAAAGCCCGCGAGCCGUCAUUUGCCAUUCUACCGUAUCAUUACACAAGGCGCACAACCACUAGGAUAACAACACCUCCGCUACCCGCCCGCUCAUGAUGCGCCAACAAAUUGGGGGCAUCGCGGGCAUCGCUAAGCCGCGCGCUUUUGCGUGCAAGAGAGCCGUAGCCACAUCGGCUAUGCCUAUUCAGCCCUUCAAAUCGGCCGUUGCAGGGGUGUGCUUAUGCCUGCUGCUCUUUGGGCAGCCCAUCAGCGCUGCGGGCAUCGGGUCUUCUGGCCUGCUGCCGCAGGGCAUGGAGACCCCGUCAAUUGUUGUAGACAAAGCGAAGAGCAAGCUGGGCGCGGCUGACGAGAGCGGCAAGGCCGAGAAGCUCGGGGGUAAGCGGCUGGACGUCAGGGAGCAGCAGAAGAAUGAUCAGGCGCAGCUGAAGAAGUCGCAGGCGCUCAUCCGCACGGCGGUCAAGGCCAUGCUGCUGUCGGGGCUGUGGUUUCUCUGGGUGCUCUCCCUGCAGUAUGGCAGCACCCAGUUUACGCCGCAGACCCUCAUCGGCGCUGUGCCCGUUUCUCUGGCAGCCGGCGCUUGGAACGACGCGGCCAAGGCAGUCAUUGACUUGGCGAAGCUCUACUGGUUCCCCCUGGACUUGUGAGGAGGACGACGAUGAUGGCCGGGUUUGUCAGCGUGCUGCUCCCAUGUUCGUGCUGUUAGGUUAGUAAUGUUGCCGUUGGCGCAACAGCUGCACCAAACCCUGGCGUGGACGGCACCCCAAAGGGCAACAUGUGCUGCGGUGCGUGUGGGUUAGUUUCACUUGGGAUCAGCGGCCUCUGCUGCGAAUAUGGCAGCCUGUUGCAUUUGGCACAAAAGCUGUGACGAGGCCCUGGUGUGUACAGCGCGCAAAAGAUACCCAUGCAACCCAGGCUGGUGCGCGUGUGUCGGGAUCUAUGGUGUGCCACGUCACAUUCGUGUACCCGCGUUGGGGCACACGUGUGUAGUGGGCGGGAUGCGGUACGGUACGGUAUGCAGCAUGUAGUGAGACAGUGAGGCAAGGCAACGAGGUCCAGGCCAAAGUUGUUACAGCAAUGGCGCCUAAGGUAGCUGGCAAGGUAACCGCCAGCGUUGCGGGCUGCAAUUCGAGCCUACUUAUCUGAUCUAUGAUUAAGCCUUCUGUGUCGGUGGCCCCCCGGCCCGCGCAGAACAGACUGUUGUAUGCCCACGCGUACGAUGCGAUGCAUACCUGCAUCGAGGGGAAGCCACGUGGGGCACACGUGUGGGAGCAGCUUGGCAGCCGGGUAGCAUGGCCCAGCCAUGUUUGAGGCAGCUUGUAAGUCGUUGAGUGC